This is a messenger RNA of Mus musculus (house mouse), 6916 nucleotides long. RefSeq names its product exosome component 7 (gene Exosc7). The record is from RefSeq and is a predicted model, not a curated record. Bases 6149 to 6790 code for a protein of 213 amino acids. Gene Ontology annotation, cellular component: nuclear speck; nucleolus; nucleus. The transcript is spliced from 6 exons. Gene Ontology annotation, biological process: RNA processing; RNA catabolic process. NCBI's taxonomy places the organism in Eukaryota, Metazoa, Chordata, Mammalia, Rodentia, Muridae.
CAACUGGCUAUUGUUAUUUGAUUAUAUGCCUCUAUGGGGGAAAAACUUGUUUUGCCACGUGCAGCUUGUCCUUUUGAUUAUAUACAGCUUGAACUCGUGAGAACUUUACCCAGAUGACCUUUCUUAGCCCUCUAGGUAUAAAUUGCGUGAUGCACUGAAUAAAGUUAGCUAUCACAUGAGACUUUAGUCCAUCUCAUUUUUAGGCUCCAUUCUCCCAGUUUCCACUGCCUCCAGAUCAGCAAACAUUCUAUGGGUUAGAUCCCCUACUGGUUCCUGCUAGGUCUAGGUGUGUAUCCUGUAGCCCUAAGACCUCCUCCGAGUUUAGAUAUGUUAGAGGGAACAUAGACUUAGCAUAUAGUUGUACACAUGGCUGAAAUUUGCCAUAGCUUUGUAGAUGGGGCAACUUACUUGGACAUUUCUGCCCUUCAGAGAUUCUACACUCAGGAUUUUCAGUGGGUGUUGUCCCAUAAGGACCCUCUACAGUUCCACAGCUUAGACUCCCAGAAGAAAAGCGUAGGACCAGUUAGCAAAGUCUAGGCACAGUGGCCACUGUGUCAGCCCUGUCCAUACAGGAGGGCCAUGUUUACAUGGUAGUUAGUCUUCCUGUCUUCAUUUUCAAACACAGAAGUUGAUCCACAUUGGACUCCUGUGAGAAAAAGACAAAUCAAGUUUACAGAGAGGAGGAGACUUCCCAGGGUCAAGUGGCCAAAACUGCAGAUCUGACUCUGUAUCUUGCUCUUUCGAUUCCUACAGCAUGCAGAAACCAGUUUAAGAAGGAUGUUGAGCUUGGGAGAAUGAAUGUACAUUCAUCUUUCUGGUCAGUUUUCUUUCCACCUCAUCCUCCACCCCCAUCUCCAGCAGCCUCCUGCUUGGCUGUUCUCACCAGUUGGGUUGUCUUGGAGUUGACUCAUCCUGCAGGUUUGGUGUAUAGUGGUGCUAUCCCUUCCUUUGCUGCUGAAGGAAGCAGGACUCUUUCCCUGGCCUCAUCUCAAGUUCCAUUAUUUACAGACAGAAGAGCCGUAAUUCCAUUCCUUUUCCUUUUCCUUCCCCUCCUUUUUUAUUUUCUGCCCCACUCCUCCUGAGCAGACCACAGGCAUGCUGGCUACAUUAUAAAAAGUGUACUCAGGUGCUGGGUGGAGGGAAGGAAGGAUUUUACUGGACUCUGAUUUGUGACUUUUUCCAGGAGAUAUAAGAUUAACAUAUGUCCCCUCUCUCCCCUGGGAUUCACAGCAGCAGCUGUGAGUAAACUGAGUUUAACAGAGCUUGCUUAGGGAGUGGAAGAUAGUUGUGGAUGGCUGCAUUUUCCCCAAGUCACUGACCCUGUUCUUACCUGUUCUUGUUUCAUCUUUGUCUAAGUCUUUGGCAAAACUGAUACAAAUCUGGGUCCAGAGAGGUACCUAGUGUUGAGGUGACUAUGGACUCACACAGCCUGAGUACAAAUGAAACUCAACUCUGGCACAGUUAUAUUUGUCUGUGGGCCAUCUUUACCCUUAUUCCAUUGGUCUCGGGAGACACCGUCUAACAUGGGAAGUACAAUGUUUUUCCUGCAGCAUGACAUGCAGAAAUACAGUGGCUUGCUGCAAGAUGGAGUUCCUUUGUCCAGAAUUCACAGAAGUCUCACUGUACGCUGUGUAUCUAAAUAUGAGAAUGUGGCUGGUGAGCCUGCUAUGCUUGGCCCGAUCUUAUCCAAGUUGUCAAGGAAGGGUGACUCCCAUGUGGCAAUAUUCUUUGCACUGCUUCCUUUCAAAAUUUAGUUUAUAAAGCAGCCUCACUGACCUGGCUGAGAAUGGCUGUCUGCUGGUCUAUUUCCUCCUAAAUCUCAGAGGACCUCACUAGGAGCUCCAGUUUCCAGGGAGUUCUGAAGCCUGUCAAGAUGUAUAAUCUCAAGGUAGUGAAUUCUAGCUUUCUUAGAAGGCUUAGCUAGUGUGGUUGGCCCUGGAAGCAGAGUCACGCCUGUACUCUUGGGUGUGCCUUGCUUUCUACUUAGCAAAUCUUAUCCUAAUCUUCAUGAUUAAGCCUACAUUAAAAUAAACCUCCAGUACUUCUUUACUAUAAAUAAAAAUAAAAAAGAGGGCUGGAGGGCCGGGCGUGGUGGCGCACUCCUUUAAUCCCAGCACUCGGGAGGCAGAGGCAGGCGGAUUUCUGAGUUCGAGGCCAGCCUGGUCUACAGAGUGAGUUCCAGGACAGCCAGGGCUAUACAGAGAAAUCCUGUUUCGGGGAAAAAAAAUAGUGGGGGGGGGCCUAGAGGUGUAUCUCAGUAGACGAGUGCCUGCCUAGAAUCCACAGUGAGGAGCUGAGGUGUAUGGGUCAGUAGAAUGAUUGCCUUGCAUGUAGGAGGUGCUGGGUUCUGUCCUUAGUCACACAAAAAAAUCUUCAGAGGAGACAGAAGCAGGGAUGGGUCCAUAGCACAAGUAAAUCCAUUCCUUGUCCUCCCUUAUCAGUGUUUCUGGGGCUCCGUAAGAAUCACAAAACCUCGAUUGAUGGAGAAGAAAGUUUGCUAGGCCCUGCAGGCUGCCAUCUGUACUAGAACCUCACUUGAGACUUUGAGGAGACCAAUCCCUUUCUUGCUGCCUAGGAAACAGAAAUGGCUCUUGGGUGCCUGUGAAUGUGCUCAGCAAUAUAGAUACCACAUGCUGCAGAGCUCUGCUGGAGAGCCCCUAUCUGCCAGCUGUAACAGUUGCUCCCCAGUGGGAGGAAAGUAUUAUAAUUGGUGUUGGUGUGCGCUUCCUCCUGCCACUCUGAGCCCGGCUUGAUCUGCAACUUCCAGGUUCUUAUUAUUUCAAUUCUCAGUGGUACUGGUCUCUCAAAGCUAAUUGCUUUUCUGCUAACUCAUUCUCUUCAUGUUUGUCUCCUUGGAAUGAUAAUAUAGACCCAGGUAGCUCUUCACUGCCUCAGUUUGGCCUGCUUCUUGUGAGUGGUGGUGAGACAUCUUGAUAUGUCUCAGCCCUUUGGUAGGGUACUAGCUACCUAACCCUACCCAACUCCAGCAACUCCAGGCAGCACUUACCAUAAUCUGGAAUCAAAGUGGACCUUAAACCUUUCAUGGGUCCUUGCCUUGAUUGUAGUAGCUGAGAAAAGUCCAUCUUAAAUGAGAACUUUGAAACUAAGUUGGUUUCCAUCUAAAGCCAGGAUGAAAGAAUUCAGUUAGUUGCAUGUUGCCCUGAGUGCCACUAGGUGGCAUCCCACUGAGUCCCUGCUCAGCUUGGACUUUGAUCAGAGCUUUUGGACCUAGGAAAAGAAAGGCUUGGUUGUAAUUGGGAAAUCCAGGACAAUGUUGUCAUUCCUGGGUUCCAGUGUGGCAAGUAUCUGUUAGUUCCCUCUGGGAUCUUAACUGGUUCUUAGUAUAAUCACAUGUAUUUGAGUCUUUGAAAUCUGGUGGGUAGAACUGUAUAUCUGUUCUCUACCUGUCAGGAGAACACCGUUCUUGGCUGAAGGGCUGGAGAUGGUGACAAAGCAGAGAGGUGUACCCAGGUUCUGUAGUCUCAGAAAUGAGUGCUUACACACAAAGGAGUCAGCCAGGGUCAGCCAUUCUCUGCAGCAGCCUGACCUGUCCCCUGGCUGAAUAGAUUUUCAGGCUAUAGUGGUUGCAAAGGGAGCAACAAAGGUCCCGAGUCUGGAGUCCCACUCUAGGUAGACGUCGCCUUGAUCUCACCCUAUGCCAGUUAGGCCAAAGAUAUGCCAGGCCGCAGGAGCAGGGUGGAGUGGAUGAGUCAGGAGGGUGGAGAGCUGGCAGAACCCAUGUUCUUCCAACUGGUUGAGCUGUUUUUCUUGCUCUGGGAGAGGGACUGGAGCACGCUUUAUGUAGACACUGAGUUAGUUUGGUAACUAAGAGCAUUUGGUUUUAUGACCUACCAUGAUGAUACAUACAAGUAGAAGCCUGGAAUUUCCAGCCCUUGUACAUUCAUUCUCAUUUAUUCAUAUUCAUUCUCUCUCUCUCUCUCUCUCUCUCUCUCUCUCCCUCUCUCCUUCUCUCUCCCUUCCCCCUCUCUUCCUCCCUCCCUCCCUCCCUCUGUCUCUCUGUCUCUCUCUCACUUAACAGAAAGUUUUCUCAGGACUGCUUUCUUUGACCACACCUAUGGUCUGAUGAUAAGUCUCAUGAUAAGAACACCCAUUCUUUAUCAGAGACAAAAAUAUAAGCCCAAAGCAAAGCGUAUGUAACAUGGGAAGGUGGCUGCUGUCGGGGGCCUGAGAUACCUGAGUUAGACCCUUAGCUGAUUAGACACUGUUCAUCUACAGUAAGUUACACAACUCCUCAUCUGAAUUGUGUCAUAGAGUAAGGGUGUGGUUCAGUGGUAAAGAGCUUUCCUGGCAUUUUUGAAUCCCAGUUUUAUUUCCCAGUACCAAUAAAAUAAAUAUAGAUAAGACAGCUGGCACUGUCUAGAAUUGCUAUUUGAACAAAAUAGCAUCUGAAGUGCUAAGAGUUGUGUGUAGGGCAUAGUAAACAUUUAUUAAAUUGUUUGUAUUUGCUACCCUGUAAAAUGAGACUACUUCCUUUGGGCCUUAUAGGUCACAGACCACCUGUAAGAUUUUAGUUUUUCUUAUGUAGUACUUUAUUUUUCCAGAGGAAAGACAUUAUCUUGCCAGGCAGUGGUGGCGCACACCUUUAAUCCCAGCACUUGGGAGGCAGAAGCAGGCAGAUGAGUUCAAGGCCAGCUUGGUCUACAGAGCAAGUUCCAGGACAGCUAGGGUUGCACAGAGAAACUCUGUCUCAAAAAAUAAAAAAAAAAUAAAAAAAAUAAAAAUCAAGAAGGGGGGGGAGGGGGGAGGGAUGGAGGCACGGAUGAACCUGUCUCUGCCUUCUUGAGUCUGAGAUUAAAGGUGUAUGCCAUUACACCCUGCUACCAAAGGAAUUAAAAUGCUUUUAAUCAGACCUGGGAAAUGCCAGUGUCUCCCUUAUUGAAUGUGUUGCUCACUGUUGUGUGGACCCUUUGUUUGGGUGUGUGCCAUUACCUGUGAGGGCAUUUGGCUUUCAUCCCCUAGAGAUGGUCUCUGUGGCCCUUUCCUCUCUGCUCAGCACAGUUGCAAAGGGUCCUUGUGUUAGUCCCAGUGAUAGGGCAGAAUCUUCAUUUCUCUACCUUGCCUGUUUCUUCUUUGCCAGAAUAUAGGCACUCUGGCUUUUUCCUUCCUUUAUUUUUUAUUUUAUUUACUUAUUUAUUUAUUUUUUGAUUUUUCGAGACAGGGUUUCUCUGUGUAGCCCUGGCUGUCCUGGAGCUCACUUUGUACACCAGGCUGGCCUCAAACUCAGAAAUCCGCCUGCCUCUGCCUCCGGAGUGCUGGGAUUAAAGGUGUGCACCACCAUGCCCAGCUUUAUUUUAUUUUUUAUGUGUCUGGGUGUUCCAUGGAGGCUGGAAGAGGUUGUCAGAUCCCCUGAGACUGUAGUCACAGUAAAAACUUUUUGUAAAAGUUACAUGGGUGCUAGGAAUUGAAUCUGGGUCUUCCGGAAACGCAGACAGUGCUCUUAACCAUUGAGUCAUCUCUCUAUCACCUCUCAGUUCCCCAUGCUAAACACUUACCUCCUCUCUCCUUGGCCUCCUCUGUAGGCGGUACUUCCUCUAUAGAGGUACCUAUAGGUGACUACCCUACAACUAGGAACUAUGCAGGUAGUACUGGGCCAUGGUUACAGAAGCCUCUAAUCUUCCUCCUCUUGUAAGCUAUGCUAAAAGAGUGGUAUGUUCAAAAAUAAAAGGCUGUUUUAAAUGGAUAACAUUUACUUCAAAUUUGUUUAGUCCCAAGGAAAUAAUGAGACCUGGCUUUGUGAACAGAUGAGUGUAGACAAACAGUGUAGAAGAUUAAUGGUUUACCCUGGGGCUAGGAAGUUGAAAAUGUGUCUGUUGUGAUAUUCAGUGAAUAUAAGAGACAAGGGCAAGCGUCCAUGAUUGGUUUGUGCACACUGAGACCUGUGUGUCUGUGUGGGUGAUGUCGAGCACGUAACCACAUAGGACUUAAUAUUGCCUGCCUGGUGUUAAAGUCAGAAAGAGACUGUAUGUUGCUGUCUGUGGAAAAGUUUGGUCCAUGGUCUUGACUGUUCCUCCAUAACAGAGCUGCUUUUCACUGUCGUGGCUGAGGCUGACAGGAGUUUGGGAACUACCACGUUGCCAUGGCAGCAGUGAAGCUUCUCUGUGCUCUUUAAUUUGGGUUCUACUUGCUGAUGGUGGAAGGAAAGAGCAGUUCAGCCAAUGCUACCCCAGAAUUCGAAGGGCGAGGAGGUGAUGACCUUGGCACAGAGAUUGCUAACACCCUCUACCGGAUAUUUAACAACAAGAGCAGCGUAGACCUGAGGUCCCUCUGCAUCAGUCCUCGAGAGCACUGCUGGGUUCUAUAUGUGGAUGUGCUGCUGCUGGAAUGUGGUGGGAAUUUGUUUGAUGCUAUUUCCAUUGCUGUAAAAGCUGCUCUCUUCAACACAAGGAUACCAAGGGUUCGUGUUCUGGAGGAUGAAGAGGGGGCAAAGGACAUUGAGCUGUCUGACGAUCCUUAUGACUGCAUCCGACUGAGUGUAGAGAAUGUCCCCUGCAUUGUCACCCUGUGCAAGAUUGGCUGCCGGCAUGUGGUAGAUGCCACACUUCAAGAGGAGGCCUGUUCCCUGGCCAGCUUGCUGGUGUCAGUGACCAGCAAGGGAGUAGUGACAUGCAUGAGGAAAGUGGGGAAAGGAAGCCUGGAUCCUGAGAGCAUCUUCGAGAUGAUGGAGAGCAGCAAGCGAGUGGGCAAGGUGCUGCACGUGUCCUUGCAGAGCCUUCUGCACAAGGAAGAAAGCCUGGGGCCCAAGAGGCCGAGAGUCGGGUUCCUGGGGUGAUUUCUCUCCACUGCACGUUGGUUGCCUCACUUUUCAUUGACACUGGUUUGUAUAUAUUUCUCUUAAUUGUCAAAAUUUAAUUCCACAUUUGUAAAUGUAAAAAUAAAGUCUAUUUUUUUUGGUCCA